GGUUGAGAACCAUUGUGCUCGCUAUCAUCAGCGAUAGCAGAAUAAACAAAUAAGUUGGCAUUUUUCCAGCACGUUGCUCGAAAUUGUCAUUUAUUUAUUUAUUUCUUUGAAACAAACUUGUUUUCUGUUUUGUUUUUGAGCACAAGUGAAUUGAUUUCUCAAUCCCUUUGACGAUACGAAAGAAACAAUGAAUCAUUCAGUCGAAAUGACAGCCACGGCUCUGGCGCAGCGUACCACAUUCGAUCCGUGGUCUCUGCCAGAUACCUUCACUGUCUUUGCGUUUGCCCCGGAAGAUAUCCGUGGUUUUCUCCAUCCUCACUGGCACACUCAGAAAUCACCUCAUCCAAUGCUCUACUAUUUCUUUGGAUUGUAUUACUUGCUUAUGGGCUCCAUUGCCAUCAGUGGUAACAUAAUCGCACUGAGGAUUUUUGGACGCAACCCGGCUCUGCGAACGCCAGCCAAUAUGUUGGUCAUGAACCUGGCUAUGUCCGAUCUUUUGCUGAUGAUUACUCUCAUCCCGGAAUGUGUCUACAAUUUCUUUUUGGGAGGCCCAUGGCAAUUCGGAGAACUUGGUUGUCAAAUCCAUUCAUUCUGUGGUGCCCUUUUUGGCUAUAACCAGAUCAUGACAUUGACCAUUAUCAGCUGGGAUCGUUAUAAUGUCAUCGUCAAAGGUUUCAAUGGCAAGCCUUUAACUUUUUCAAAAUCCAUCAUCUUGAUCAUCUUCAGCUGGAUAUGGGCCCUAGGAUGGUCUAUAGCUCCACUAUUGGGAUGGGGUCUGUACGCCAUGGACGGAAUGCUUGGAACAUGUUCUUUCGAUGCUGUUACGACGACAAUGAACAAUAAGUCUUACCUAAUGGCGGCCUUUGUCAGCAACUACGUACUUACCGUGUCCAGCAUCAUCAUCUGUUACUAUUUCAUCGUCCAAACCGUCUUUCACCAUGAAGACGAACUGCGACAGCAAGCCAAGAAGAUGAACGUCACCUCGCUGAGAAGUAAUACCGACCAACAGGCUGUCUCUGCCGAAAUCCGUAUCGCCAAAAUCGCCAUCAUGAACGUAACGCUUUGGUUGGUCUCCUGGACGCCGUUUGCCGUCAUCUGUCUACUGGGCACUUGGGGCGACACGUCCAAAAUCACUCCGCUCGUUAGCGAAUUGCCCAUCAUUCUGUCCAAGACAUCCUGCGCUUAUAAUCCAAUCAUUUACGCCUUAUCUCACCCGAAAUAUCGAGAGUGCUUAAAGGAACUUUAUCCAUGGAUUUGCAUCGUCCCCGACAGCAAAGGUGGUAAACGAGGUGGGGAAACUCAGUCGAUUAGCUCGUCCAAAACACAGGCUUCCGAGAGCACCUAAAAGAAUUACCCUGUGAAAAACGUUAAUUUUUCAACAACAGAAAUCGGACGAAGUGAAUAUAGAUGUAAGCUAUAAUAGACCCUUCUAUAUACAAAUGUGAAAACCAUCAAGUCAAAUCUUCGCCUAAAGAUUGAGUGAUGGACACAGAAUCUGUAAGAAAGUCACACGUAGCUGUAUACAUUGAAAAUACCUUUUAAGUGCAAACCUAAUAACCAGCUUCAAAUCUAUUGAUUGAUGCUAAAAUCAACCUCAUGGUAGGUUAAUAAAAAUCUUCAGCCUACAUAUGGAUGCAUACGUAAGAUAUCCGAAGAUACAGGGCUGGUUUACAACUUCCCUUACUUAUAAUCUACCAAAAAUAUCAAUCUUCACCUCUUAGUGUGCUAUGGUAAUCACACUUUCUAUGUGUCUAUACUUACCACAUGUAUGAAUGUCAGCAGAAAAGACUCCAAUACAUUUCAACCUAAGCAUUGAAAA
This is a messenger RNA of Daphnia magna, 1819 nucleotides long. RefSeq names its product compound eye opsin BCRH2. The record is from RefSeq and is a predicted model, not a curated record. Bases 188 to 1345 code for a protein of 385 amino acids. NCBI's taxonomy places the organism in Eukaryota, Metazoa, Arthropoda, Branchiopoda, Diplostraca, Daphniidae. Gene Ontology annotation, biological process: G protein-coupled receptor signaling pathway; visual perception. Gene Ontology annotation, cellular component: membrane. Gene Ontology annotation, molecular function: G protein-coupled receptor activity. The transcript is spliced from 5 exons.